CAAAGAGGCGCGAAAGCGAGGGCUGCGCGGGGAGCGGAGGGAGGGAGCGAGCGAGCGAGGGAGCUCCCUUCGUCUCUGCGGACAUGGUCUGGAAACGGAAGGCUUUCAUUCAGUCUGUCAAGAUAGGUUUGAUGGUUCCCCUUCCAACCCUGCAUAGAAAAGUUGAAGAGGCAUGGAUAUAACAUGAUUCUCUUAAUAUGCUCAAAAACGAUAUGAAUUUUAUAAAAGUUCAUUCCUUGAUGAGCUAGAUAAAAGAUGGAUGAAUCUGCCUUACUGGAUCUGUUGGAGUGCCCUGUCUGCUUAGAACGCCUUGAUGCUUCUGCAAAAGUCUUGCCUUGCCAACAUACAUUUUGUAAACGGUGUCUGCUGGGCAUUGUAAGUUCCAGAAAUGAGCUGCGAUGUCCAGAAUGCCGGACGUUAGUUGACUGCAGUGUUGAUGACCUUCCCAGUAAUAUUUUACUAGUUCGAUUACUGGAUGGCAUUAAGCAGAGGCCCCGAAAACCUGGUGCUGGGGUGAAUUGUGCAAAUUCAUUAAGGGCCCAGAGCAGCACUGUUGGUAAUUGCAUUCCAAAAGACCUGCAAAGUUCUCAGAGUGGCCAGCAGCAGAGAGUGCAAGCACGGAGUCCUCCUGUUAGGGGUGUACCUCAGUUACCCUGUGCCAAAGCAUUAUAUAACUAUGAGGGCAAAGAACCUGGAGAUCUGAAAUUCAGCAAAGGUGACAUCAUCAUAUUACGUCGGCAAGUUGAUGAAAAUUGGUAUCAUGGAGAAGUCAAUGGUGUCCAUGGAUUUUUUCCUACCAACUUUGUCCAGAUUAUUAAACCUUUACCUCAACCACCACCACAGUGCAAAGCACUUUAUGAUUUUGAAGUUAAAGACAAGGAAGCAGAUAAGGAUUGUUUACCCUUUUCAAAGGAUGAUAUUUUGACCGUGAUUCGCCGAGUGGAUGAAAACUGGGCUGAAGGAAUGCUGGCUGACAAGAUAGGAAUAUUUCCAAUUUCAUAUGUUGAGUUUAAUACAACAGCAAAGCAGCUGAUAGAACUGGACAAGCCUUCAAGUUCUGCAGUAGACUCUGGAGAAGGCACUUCUGGUGCAUCCCAGUGUAAUUCCAUUCAAAAGCACAUGGAUACCAAGAAGAACACCAAAAAACGCCACUCCUUUACCUCCCUUACCAUGUCCAACAAGGCCUCUCAGUCUUCUCAGAAUCGUCACUCUAUGGAAAUCAGUCCUCCUGUCCUCAUCAGCUCCAGUAAUCCCACUGCUGCAGCUCGCAUAAGUGAACUUACAGGCCUUUCUUGCAGUGCACCUUCUCAGGUUCAUAUCAGCACGACAGGGCUAAUUGUGACCCCACCACCCAGCAGUCCAGUAACAACAGGGUCUUCAUUUACCUUUCCACCAGAGGUCACCUACCCAGCUGCUCUUGGUAAUUUGAACCCCCCUCUUCCACCACCACCUCUCUUGCCUGCUACAAUAAUUGCUCCCUCUUCUACUGGGUUACCCUCAGGAGCAGCACAGAAAUCUACAUCAGGAUCCACUGAACAAACAGCACAUUUGCGCCCACAAGCACGACCAAGUGUGUACAUUGCUAUAUAUCCAUACACUCCUAGAAAAGAUGAUGAACUGGAACUGAGAAAAGGCGAGAUGUUCUUGGUAUUUGAGCGUUGUCAGGAUGGCUGGUUCAAAGGCACCUCCAUGCAUACAAGCAAAAUUGGGGUGUUCCCUGGCAAUUAUGUGGCACCAGUCACAAGAGCAGUGACAAGUGCCUCCCAAGCAAAAGUCCCUGUAUCUACUGCUGGUCAGACAGGGCGGGUGGUGACCAUGGUCAGCUCUUCUACUGCUGGAACAUUGCAGAAACUUCAGGGAAAUGGAGUUACAAUGAACUCCAGUGUGGUACCAACAGCAGUGGUCUCUGCAGCUCACAUACAAGCUAGUCCACAAACCAAGGUUCUUAUGCACAUGACCAGCCAAAUGACUGUCAACCAGGCUCGCAAUGCGGUUCGAACAGUUGCAGUACACAACCAAGAAAGACCUACAGCCACAGUGACGCCAAUUCAGGCUCAAAGUUCAGCAUGUCUUAUUCCUGCUGCUGUAAUUAUUCCACACCAUUCCGUUGCCUCCCAACAGCUCCAACCUCAGCUUUCAAAUGCAGCUGCUGCUUAUAUCACAGCUGUGAAUAUCAACCGGACAAAUGUCCCACUGGCUUGUGCAGCAGCUACGUUAAACUCUCCUGUCGCUUCUACAUCUCUAGAUGGAGAUGCUAGUGGAAAAAUCAUGACGGUUCAUCCUGGAGGUCCAGAGAAUACAUUAGCAGCUGGUGGAUUUACUACUGUUAGUAAACCAGAUAGAGAUAGCAAGAAAGAAAAAAAGGGGCUGCUGAAGUUGCUUUCAGGAGCAUCUACGAAACGCAAACCUCGGGUGUCUCCACCAUCAUCGCCAACAUUGGAAGCUGAGCAGGCAGCUGCAGAGCUUGCACUGCAAGGUGCUGUUGGGCCAGAGGUUCCAUCAACAUCCAGCCAUGGAAGAACUGAAUCCUGUCCCAUGGACGGAGAAACGUCAUCAGCACUAAUUCAGGAGAAUUCUCAUCGGAAAGCAAAUUCUUCGGAUUCCAGUAUUCCUAUAGCUCCUCCUCCACGGCAGCCCUGCUCUUCACUGGCCCCAGUUCUGAAUGAAUCCAGGCCUGUGGUCUGUGAACGAUUCAAGGUUGUGGUAUCUUAUCCUCCUCAAAGUGAAGCUGAGCUGGAGCUUAAAGAAGGAGAUGUUGUUUUUGUUCACAAAAAACGCGAAGACGGCUGGUUCAAAGGCACACUGCAACGGAAUGGAAAAACUGGCCUGUUUCCAGGCAGCUUUGUAGAGAGUAUCUAAGAAGACUCAUUUCAAAUCACACAGCACUAUAAAAUAGCACAAAUAUUUUACAAGUCAGAGUGCAGCCAUUGAAGACUUUUAAAAUUAUUGUAGUAUAAUCAAAUUUAUAUUUAUGUUUUUCCAGUAUCCCAUAGCACAAUUCUGCCAGCAAAGAAAGAUUAGGGCAUUUGCUGGGUAUUUUUUUUAAUCAUUUUGAAUUCUUAUGUGUAAUGUGUGCCUUGUAAUGCCUGGUUUCUUCUACAGAUGAACUUAAAAAAAAGAUAUAACACAAAAGAGCAAUUGUUUACAAGGCUGUAACUAAUUUAUUCUUCAUUUUCUAAACUUGAAUUCUGUUUGAUAGCUGAAUCUUGGUGAUUAUGAUUAACAAGUUAUUAAUUUAUGAAAUGAAUUAAGGAGGCUGGAUUCUCUCUUCUAUACAAAGGCAUCGUGUCUGACAGAUUGCUUUCUCCCACUGUAUGUGACAGUGAAGUGAGUUCGUUUUAUAGGUAAAUGUUGGCUGUAAUGGUGGUGUUGUGGUGUCAAAUUUAAACUGCAAACUGGGAUAAAAUGGCAUUGUGAGCUUUUUCUUAUUUGGGGUGAGAAGCUCUCUGUCAGUGGCAACUCUAAAUUCCCCAGGAAGCAUAUAACAUUUCUGGAAAGCAAAACGGUUAACUGUGCAACUGAUUUAAACCUUAACAUUCUCAAAGUGGGAAUGAGAAAUGUGGAAUAUGCCAGAGAUGGAGGAAACAACUUCCCCUAGCUUCUGUUUGCUCAAGAAUUUGGACAUCUGACAAGAUUUAGCUUUGCAUAUUUGGCUAGCUCUUUGGGCACUUGCCAGUUGCCAAAUAUAAAUGAGAUAAAAAGAUGCUAAUCACAAAAAGCUCGGAAGUGGGAAAUUGUAUUAGUGAUAUCUGCGAGUGUGGGUAGGAAUCAGAAUCUAAAUUCAAGUUGCACUCACUGUCUGACUAUGCCAAGGAAUGUCAUUUGCUUCUUUAUCUUUUCAAAGCGAUCUGCAUGGCUGAGAGACAAUUUUACAGUGUAUGAGCAAUAGUGAUGGUAAGUGAUACACUUGUGGUUUUUAAGGUAAAGGCUGUAAGAACACUGUGAAAAUUUUGCAAAUUUUAUUAACUAUUGCAACUUUCAUGUGUCUUCACUUCUCAUUGUCUUGCAUGUAUUGCCAAAUUCUCACAGGCAUAUAAAACAGUGCAUGAUUUGUAAAUUACAUUCCAAUGUCCAGUUGUGGGUUAACUUUACUUUAAAAGUGCCCACGGGGAUGAUAAAACAACCAAUUUCCUGCCAGCACAAAAGCCACUGACCAAGACUAGUGAGUGAGUGAGUUCCAAUUAUUUGUUGAGUCUUUAACAUCCAGUUGUGGAUAUCUAGAAAUAUUUUGGGAACUGUGCCCUCCAUCAAAUUUCUGAUAUGGAAGAAAGUUCUCUGUUUUCUUCCUUGCUACCUUUGCACUGUUUCUUGCUUACCCCCUAGGGUGGGGAAGGAUACACAUUGCCAUGCCACUACCAUUUUUGUCCUCCAGCAGAAGAUGAAGAUAAUUGCUGCCCACUAGCAAUACUCCUGAGUCCCAAGAACAGAUGAGGGCGAGAAGGCUUAUAGAUCUACCUGACUUGAGACUCCUGUUGCACCUCUCUUUUCAGAAACUUUGGGGAAAUAGUAAUCUGCUGGAAAGUCCCACACUGCUGUUCCCCACAUCCUUUUCUCCAGUCCCAUUUUAAAGCUGUUCCUUGGCUUGAAGGGACAGAAACAGAGCAGAUUUUCCACCAAGUGCUAUGUUCACACCGUCACCCAGUUUUCCAAGCAAUUUCCUGGAUAACAGUGUCAUAAGGGUGAUAUGAGAGAGAAUUUUCCCCCCUUGGUAGGGAAUUCUUAUCUCUAAUAUCUGUAAACAGGAUUGAGAAGUACAGAGCUGGAUGAAGUCUUACAUCUGAGGGGCCAGAAGCUGCCAGAGCCAUUGAAGCUAAAUUCGGUCCACAAGCUGACACUUUCUUACCUCUAAAUGGAUCCACCAAGGAAAAUACUAUUUGGGGGUUGUGGAGUUUGUUUUUUGUCAUUACUGAUGACCCUAGCCUAUGCACAAGAUUAUUUUCUACUGUUUCUUAAAGUCUCACUGGGCUCAGCUCACCUUUAAAGCUUAGCUAAUAAGGGUUGCCACCUUUUGUUGUGGUAGAGCUCCUGAGUCUUUAAGUACUGUGUGUUACAAGCAAAAAUGGCAAUGGAAACAUCUGGCACAGAGGUGCUGUCACGGAAUAUUUGUAUUUACUGCAUUUCUGUUAUGCAGCUGUUAAAGGCUCAUAAACUCUCAUGGAAAAAAGGGGAUGAUCUUAAGCUCGCCAGCUUCUUUCCUACAGUCAGAAUCAAUGGGCAUAGGUAACUCUUAGCCUUUUCUAGAGUGGAAUUUGCAGCAUGGUAUACAUAAUAUAAAGAAGACAUAUGCAAUAUAAAGAAGAAAAGGGUAGAGUAAUUGGUGGUGGGCUACUGAUUCUUUGAUGUGAAACACAACUGAUGAUUUUGUUCUUAAGAGGUUGCAAAUGGAGAGGAAAUUGUUAGCUGAAAGGGGUUUCUUGCAAUAUCAAGUAGCUUCAUGAUCGUCUUAACAUAAAUUAUUUUAUGAAAACUGAAAUCAUUCCUAAAUUAACACCUGAGUGGAGCACUGUUCAAGUCGGUUCUUUUGCAAUCUCAAAAUUAGUUUACUUGAAUAGUCAUGUGAGAUACAAGUUGUUUGAAAUGAACUUUAGUUAGGAGAAAAGCUGACAUCAGCUUUCAUCCACAUAAACUGACACUAAUGUGUCAACCUUAUUUUCAGAAAUUAGUGUUUUUAUAUAUUAAAAAGACUACUGCAAAGAAUUUUUACUAUUCUCCAUAAGAUAGAAUACUUGUGUGUGAGAGGAACCUCUGUUAAUAGGAUUUUAUUAUGUAAAGUCUAUCAAAAUAUAAAUUAAUAAAAUAGUGCUACUAGAUGUAAUACAUUUUCUAAUAACUUUUUAAGAGAAGGAAUUUUCUUUUGUUUCAAGGGCUUGUUACACAGCAGUACAACAAUAACAAAAAUGCCGUUUUCCAUGCCUUGUGAUCUUUAUAAAAUUGUGGGAGUUGGAUUGGGGUUUUUUGGCUUGUGUGUAAUCCAGUAUAAGAACAAACCCUUUUUGUUUUGUGUAUUUCAUUAAAGAGAUUCUGUGGGAUAUUUUAAUGUCUAUAUUUGAAGUCCAGUGAACGUUAUGUGUUUGAUUUUCUCUGUUAAAUUUCCAUUCCUAAUAAAUAUUUUCUUAGCAAACAGCUUUAACACAAAAGUGUGUGACCAAUUUGUAAUUACUUGUUAAAAGUAGUCAUGUCAAAUAAAUGUCACUAAUUUGCAUUUCAAACAAACAAAACCCUGUUACAGUGUAAAUUGAAUAGAGUUAGGGUAGGAUUGGCAUGUGGCUGUGAGGGAAAUUAAGAUGACCGUGGCUGCUGAUCUUUUCCAUCUCUGAUUCUAUUAAUAUCUGUAGGAUCUGGCUUCAGUGCCAAGCUGCUCGUGCUUUAUUAAAUCGGUCUGGGUCUGCUGUCUGCAUACCAACAGAUAAUUCAGCAUGUUUAUGCAUAAAGUUGAUUGGCUUUAAAGGCGGGAGGGAUCAGAAUGGUAGCCUUUACCUUUUGAUCAGUUUUGUAAGGAAAGUAAGACUAAAGCAAUCUCAAGAGACACGGUAGGAAUGAGUUUUUUUAGAGAAAAUGCGGAGUAGAGGGGAAUCCAUUACCAACAACAUCACUUGUUAUGGAAAUCUGUGAAGAAGAUGAUGCACCCUGGUUUGGACAUAAGCAUUUGAAGAACCUUGUGAAAGCUGGAGGUUUCAGUAAAGAAAUCCAGACUGCCAGCAAGAAGCCAGAUUGGUAAACUGUUAUCUGGAAGGCAGAAAAAGGAAUGUGGUGCUACCUGAGAUACAUAUAGUGUACUUUG
Molecule: messenger RNA, 6781 nt
Organism: Eublepharis macularius
Lineage: Eukaryota; Metazoa; Chordata; Lepidosauria; Squamata; Eublepharidae
Gene: SH3RF1
Product: SH3 domain containing ring finger 1
Exons: 13
Coding region: 256-2859 (867 amino acids)
Molecular function (GO): metal ion binding; protein binding
Source: RefSeq, a predicted model, not a curated record